AUGAGCGAGCCGGGCCUGACGUCGGAGGACUUGUCGGUCUAUGUAGACAAGCAUCCAUUCAAGUCAGAGGCGUAUCUCCAAAAAAUGGGUGCGAAUGGCGCGCCUGUGCCAUCGCGGCGGAACAAGCCUCUGAAGCAGAUCUUGAAUCAGGAACGCGAAGCAUACUACCAAAAGCGUGGGAUGGUAGAUCCGACAAAGAAGCGCGGUGACAGCACGCCGAAGCGACGAAAGACCGAACAAGAAGCAGACAGCGAGGUGCCGGCACCUCGAGAAGAAGGGCCGCUGCGUGACGUGCCCACAUACACGAGUGUGCAGGCUCCUCCGAGUCUGUUGCCCCCUAAGCGGUACUGUGAUCUUACGGGCUUGAUGGCGCCCUAUACCGACCCCAAGACGCGUCUGCGGUACCACAGUGCCGAGGUCUAUCAGAUCAUCAAGGGCUUUGCACCCGGCGCAGAUAAUGCAUACCUUGCUUUGCGUGGCGAUGCGUCGCAGCUUUUGUAG
Messenger RNA from Malassezia restricta, 501 nucleotides. Its product is annotated as INO80 complex subunit C. Lineage: Eukaryota; Fungi; Basidiomycota; Malasseziomycetes; Malasseziales; Malasseziaceae. The transcript has 3 exons. Gene Ontology annotation, biological process: chromatin remodeling. Gene Ontology annotation, cellular component: Ino80 complex. The record is from RefSeq and is a predicted model, not a curated record. Bases 1 to 501 code for a protein of 166 amino acids.